AUAUAUAUAUAUAGACUCACAAGGACUAUUGAGUACUUGUGUAAUAUUUUAGUUUGUGGUGGUGUAAGUUAAUGUCUAGGAAGAGUAGCAAUGUUGUGGCAAAAAAGGGAAACAUGGUUUAUGUUUCUAGCAGUACUGAUAUUGAUCUCCUCAGCAUUUUGUCUUGUAGUUCCUAAGGGUAAAUUGGUUCAAACUGGAAGACUUAUCAUUGGCUCUAGCAGAAUUACAAACGAAACCAAGAAUGGCAUCGUUAAGAAAGUGCAUGACGAAUAUGCUGGAGACACCAACGGAUACCAAUCUGAUCAGCCAGAGUUAACAGAAGGGUCCCAACUGUCAACCUUAAUGCUCAGGCGAUGGAGUCCCUCAGUGCAGUGUGAUGAUGAUUCUAUGUCCUUGCAUAUCCAGGGAAGUCGAGUACCCAACUUCUUGGUUGAGACAAGUGAGGAGGGCCUAGUACCACUAUCACAAAUGCCAUCCCACUGUGGCUUUUCGUUGAGGAGGGCCCACAGAGAGGUUGCACUCAUUGCCAAGUAUGCUGGCUGUAACGUUGCACAGCAGGGGAAUAGCUACAUCCUGCCGUUAUGGGUUUCUGGAGUUGCUGUGAAGAUGGUCUGUCCUGUGGCUUGUCCUCUCACUGUCUCCUGUAGCCCUUCAGCUAUGGUUGUCAAUCUUGGUGUGUCUACAGCUGCUCUCAGGCUGAAGGUGAAUGGUGUGUGGCAACCUGUGUACCAAGCUUCCACCUGUGGCUUUACCUUGGAAGUUGUGGGAGGUGGACUGACCCUAACUGCACCAUAUGCAAGCAACUGUUGGCAACUUGAGGGUGCCAAGAUGCUUUUGUCUGUGCAAUACAUGGAUAGGGAGUUGACCUUGUCCUGCCCAGCUGUUCAGCCCCCAGCUACUACUCCUUUACCUGCUCACAUGGAUCCAGAAGCUUCCACAGAUGCCCCCGUGACUACCUUGGCUACGACGGUUGCACCAGCUAGUGCUUAUCAGCUGCCUUUCUAUCCUUGGUUACGUGGACUGUAUCCUUAUGGUUAUGGAAUGCCAUGGAAUUUCCAAAAUGGUCAUCUGCGAACUCCCCCAGUUACCCACACCACUACGACUACUCCAGCUGCUGCUACGACUACUCCAGCUGCUGCUAUGACUACUCCAGCUGCUACAGUUGCACCAACUAGUGGUCAGCUGCCUUUGUAUCCUUGGUUAUCUGGCAUGUAUAAUCCUUAUGUUUAUGGUAUGCCAUGGCGUUUUCAACAUAGCCAGCCUGGAACUCCCCCAGUUACCCAGACCACUACAACAACUCCAGCUGCUACUACUACAACUACUCCAGGUGCCACAGUUGCACCAGCUAGAGCUGAUCAGCUGCCUUUGUAUCCUUGGUUAUCUGGAAUGUAUUAUCCUGGUGGUUAUGGAAUGCCAUGGAAUUUCCCAUAUAGCCAUCCUGGAACUCCCCCAGUUACCCAGGCUACUACAAUGACUCCAGCUGCCACAGUUGUACCAGCCAGUGCUGGUCAGCUACCUUUGUAUCCUUGGUUACCUGGAAUGUAUUAUCCGAGUGGUUAUGGUAUUCCAUGGCGUUUCCAACAUAGCCAGCCUGGAAGUCCCCCAGUUACCCAGACCACCACAACUACUCCAGCUGCUACUACAACCACUCCAGCUGCUACAUCUACCACAGUUGCACCAGCCAGAGCUGAUCAGCCACUUUGGUAUCCUUGGUUACCUGGAAUGUAUAAACCUUAUGUCCCUAUGGGUUCACCUGGUGUUCCAGUGUCUGACCCUAACAGUGGGGUUAAACAGCAGAUGUACCAAAUGCCCUGGAUGAAUGCCUUUCCCCAAGUAUCUGGCUUGAAAUCAAACACCAGGCUCUCCAGUGGUUAACCUACCCAAAUUUGUCAGAUCCUGCUCACUUUUCUCCACUACAGGUCAAAGCACAUGCAGGAAAAUGAGCAACACUAUACUGUGGUUAUCAAAUGGAGGUGGUGAUGGAUCAAUAAAAACAAAAAUUCAAAAUGG
This is a messenger RNA of Ictalurus punctatus (channel catfish), 2010 nucleotides long. RefSeq lists its product as uncharacterized. Lineage: Eukaryota; Metazoa; Chordata; Actinopteri; Siluriformes; Ictaluridae. Bases 91 to 1875 code for a protein of 594 amino acids. The transcript has 7 exons. The record is from RefSeq and is a predicted model, not a curated record.